Molecule: messenger RNA, 1973 nt
Organism: Spizellomyces punctatus DAOM BR117
Lineage: Eukaryota; Fungi; Chytridiomycota; Chytridiomycetes; Spizellomycetales; Spizellomycetaceae
Exons: 4
Coding region: 59-1873 (604 amino acids)
Biological process (GO): DNA-templated DNA replication
Molecular function (GO): chromatin binding
Source: RefSeq, a predicted model, not a curated record
AGAUCUGUCGAGGAAUUCCAGCAGCAAACAACCUGCCUACAACGCCUGUAACGCAACAAUGACCCCUCCCAGAGUUGAGGAUUAUGUCGCGCGUCCUUUGGAAGUCAUUUAUGAGCUUAUCGAUCAGAGUAACAUGACAGUGGACAACGUCCGGGAUCAGUUUUCCAACGCUUUCCAAACAGAUGCAGACUUGUCACGCAUUCCCUCCUUGAAUCACGCAUCACUCAGCACACUUCCAGACCGCAGCCUGGUUCGUUUUCGUUGUAUGGUCCAAGACAACUCGUUCAAUGUUCAGGAGUACUUUACCGAAAUAACGCUGCGAAACACGACCACGGGCGAAGAGGUCAAAGUAUCAACCCUCUACUGUGACACAGUACAAGAUCGGCCUGGAUUUACUGUGGUGGAGGCUGAUAUGAUGAACUUCUCUUCGAAUAACGUCGCAGAGAAACAACCCGUGUUUUGCGUCUCGGUUCCUGGGGAAACUGAUUGGGCAAAGGAGGGAUUCCGAAGGAUUGGGGAAGAUGAAGAUGAUGUUUCGUCUGAUAUUGCCUCGUUGUCUCUCAACGAUGCACCUACACAUCUCGACGAAAAACUACGAGGCAAAUUUCCAAUCCCGCAGGACAAGUAUGCGGUCGGAGCUAUGGUGAAGACGUAUGGCGAAGACCCACAAUUUCAUUUGAAUGACGUAUUGGAUGUUGUUGGGGUUUUGGAAAAGGUAGAUAAUCCGUCGGACGACAGCCAAGCCGACGAUAUUGCGGUGGAUGCCGCUACCGGAAUGGAAUUUGCACUGCCACCGGAUGGUGCGGAGCAAGCAUGCUUUAGCAGCAUUCCGCGGAUUCAUGCAGUGUUUUUCCGAAAUCUUGGGCGAUCGCAUAUGAAUCCUUCUGUUCGUAACCUGAGUCGGGCAAAAGAGCUAGCGUCAGAUAUGAACAUCAUCCUUCUGCGAACGCGGCUUCUGGAACACUUCUGCACUCAACUCUUUGGAGAUCGUUUGGCUGCCGAAUACCUAUUGCUCCAUUUGCUUUCAAAAAUUCAUCACCGCGCAACAGACGACACACCCAUUGGCUACUUGCCUAUUAACAUCUGCGGCUGUCCUUCAACCUCCACCCACCCGGAUUUCACGUCAAGUAUAGCACAGCUCGUCUCAAGUCUUGUACCACGAUUCCACCGGAUAGCGUUGACCUUAAAACACCUUAAUGAAGAGACACAUCUGGUACCUGCGCAAGGGCGUGACGGGGAGAAGGACGACAUUGGUGUUAGUGCUGGAGAAUUGCAAUUGGCGGACGGAACAUGUAUACUUGUGGACGAAAUGACGUUGGAAGAUGGGAUCCUGAAGGAACGAGGGGUGCGCAAUGUCGCGCACCUUGGUGAAGUCAUUCGAACGGCGAAACUGCCAUACAUCAUUCGUUAUGGAGAGAUGAAGCGGAAUGUGGAUUACAAUUUCUUGGUAAUAAGCCAAGGACGAUGCAUGUUUGCGAUUGACUGCAUCAUCCCUCUUAUCCCUACGACUGACGAAUCCGUUGACACUCCCCUCCCAGACGAUCUCAAAAAUGAUGCGCGGAUAUUCCUUGGCCUCUUCCCUGAGGAAGACUAUCAAGUUCCUAGUGACAUGGUGGAGCUUAUCGGACGGCAAUAUGCAGAACAACGGGCAGCGGAUUUUGAGGCUGGUCGACCCGUGACGACCAAUUUGGAUCUUAGCCGGCGAUUGGAAGUUGCACGAUUGGUGACAAAAAGCUUUGGGAGAAGCAGUUUGGAUGUAGAAUGCUGGGACCAUGCCGGAAUGUUGGAGAGCGAGAGGAUGGCGCGUGUGAGAAAGUUGCCUGAGCGCGGAAGUGUGCGGCAACCGCAGUCAGGGUUGAGUGUCGGACGCUAGGGAGCAGCAAUAUAAUUAAAAUACGAGAACCAAUUGCUUCCCCCACAACAGACCUGCUACAGUUUCUACAAGUAUUACAAUAUUAAAAAAACAAUUUCCC